This is a messenger RNA of Anguilla rostrata (American eel), 3010 nucleotides long. RefSeq names its product RAB38a, member RAS oncogene family (gene rab38a). Gene Ontology annotation, cellular component: lysosome; late endosome; Golgi apparatus. The coding region runs from base 179 to 811 and encodes 210 amino acids. Gene Ontology annotation, molecular function: GTP binding; GTPase activity. Gene Ontology annotation, biological process: phagosome-lysosome fusion; endosome to lysosome transport. The record is from RefSeq and is a predicted model, not a curated record. Lineage: Eukaryota; Metazoa; Chordata; Actinopteri; Anguilliformes; Anguillidae. The transcript is spliced from 3 exons.
CUACCACUUGCUGAUUUAUCAUACUCGCAAGUGGGUUGCGAGUCACAAGUUUGAACAGCGCCUUACCAUUCCCUUGACCCGAAUGUUCGGGGCGUUCCUUCUUGAUUUUAAAGAGCUCCGCGUCCUAUCCACGCCACUCCAUCACUAAGGAUUACACGGGGCAUGAUCAACAACCGCCAUGCAGAACAACCAAAAAGAACAUCUCUACAAAGUCUUAGUAAUUGGUGACUUGGGAGUGGGUAAAACAAGCAUCAUCAAACGUUAUGUUCACCAAAACUUCUCUCCGAAUUACAGAGCGACAAUCGGAGUGGACUUCGCUUUGAAAGUUUUGAACUGGGAUACAGAAACUAUCCGGCUUCAGUUGUGGGACAUAGCAGGUCAGGAGCGAUUUGGGAACAUGACCCGGGUCUAUUACAGGGAGGCUAUGGGAGCCUUCAUCGUCUUUGAUGUCACCAGGCCAUCCACGUUUGAAGCGGUCACAAAAUGGAAGGAAGACUUGGACUCCAAAUUGACUCUUUCAAAUGGCAAGAACAUCGCCGCAGUAUUGUUGGCCAACAAAUGUGACCAGGGCAGAGAUGUUUUGACGAACAACGGCAUCAAAAUGGACCAGUUCUGCAAGGAGAAUGGAUUUGUGGGCUGGUUCGAGACCUCUGCCAAGGAGAACAUCAACAUUGAUGAAGCGGCCAAUUGCUUGGUGAAGCAUGUUAUCACCAAUGAGAAUGACAUCCUCCAGUCGGAAGUACCCGACACGAUUUCACCAGAGCUCAACUCAACAAGAAACGGAACCUGCUCCGCCUGCUUUAGAUCAUAGAUUUCUCUGGCAAAACCAAGGCAAGGGGCAAGGAGGUGUGCUGUGUGUGAUUCAGGUGCCUGAGAACAAGGCAUAAGCUACACCCACUUCUGUCUGAUACCUUCACAUUACAAUCAGUGGUCAACAAGCAGAACUGAAUGACAAAACACACAAAUACAUGUUUGAGUGUGUGUGUGUGUGGGGGGGGGUGUCCUCCUCCCGGCAGUUCAUUUUUGUCCCCUACUGCAAAGCAAUGCUUGCACACAUUGUUUUAUACUCCACCUUUUCCCUCUUAUCCAUCAUUAACGCUACAUCCAUAAUGUUCCCAAACAGCAGACUUAAAAUGAUGUUGCAGGAACCUCUAACUGGUUUCUCCUGUGCGGUUGUCAUUUCGCUAACUGUCCAUUGCUGGUGCUUCAACUAUAAGCUGCAGUCGCCACAACUUCACCUGGAUUUUUGAAGCAAGGUUAACCAGGUGUUUUGUUCCUGCAUAAUAGGCCUAUAUACACACACAGAGGUUUGAUACUUUCCCACUUGAUAUGGUUUUAUGCUUAGAUUACUUUAUAUGACACUACUGAACAGUUACCUAUAAUGUGUGAAUGUGAAAAAUGUAAAUUAAUUGUAAAUUGACUGACCGUAUAUUUAUCACUUGUGAUGCAAGCACAUAUAGGAAACUAAAGAAGAACUAAAAAAUGAGGCUUAGACCAUUUUUUAUCUGCUUUAAUGAAAAUGAAAACAAAAACAAGUGUGUUCUCUGUGGCUACUUUUAUUCAUUCGUUUAAAAAGUGCAAUGCUUUUCUUGUGGGCAGCUCAAGAAUGUUGAAUACUAAACUUAAAAAAACAUUGUUAAAUCUUUUGUACUAGAUGAAGCACCCCAGAAAAGACCAUUUUAGAAAGCAAAGGUUGAACAAUUACGUGUCCUUGCUCAUUUACAACUGACAGUUAGCUGCUGUCUCUAAUUUAUUUUUGUACUUAUUUUUGUUGUCUAAGGUCAUCUUUAAGUGACAUGCCAGUUUAUGGCUUGUCGCUUUGUUAUGCAGCUCCGUGAUGUCUCCGUAUCCAUGGAUACUGACUAAUGAAUUCGCCAGUGUCUAGUGACCGCUUGUGUAUUCAUAAACCUCUGGGAGUUGUCAACGUUCUCCCGUACUGAGGUAAACUGUGUGGAGAAAUCACUUGGUGGGGUUAUGCCUGGAGCGCAGAUCAAACAUACGCCAUAUUCCUUAAUCGAGACGGUAACAGAGUAUGCUUGUGUUUUUGACGCUCACCUCAACCAAGCACCAGUCAUAUUUCAUAUCAUCCUGAGGGACUGGGCCUCUGCAAGUGCGUACUGUAUGUCUGUGUGUAUUAGAUUGUAUCAUAUCCAUUAAUAUUUCAUAGUCUGAGAUUCAUUUUCUGAGAAAUUUACUGUAUAUGCAGAGUGGAAAAGAUCCCUUGGUGGUGCAUUGUUAACGGAUAAAUUGCGCAGAGCAAGAAAGCGUAGGCCCUAUAUAAUUAGUAGUGGUGCCUUUCAGAUGGGAGCUUUGCCACAUGGUUAAUGAUGCGAGUUCUCUUGUCGCCUGCAGCUCAGUGCAGAGGUAUUUGUCCAGUCUGUGAGAAGAACAGCAGGCCCAGCUCUGACAGAACCCAGUUUAGGAAGCUGUGAUUCUAGCUGAGAUCUCCAGGCUGUUGACCCAGAAUGGUAAUCACUUCUGAAUCUCUUGCCACACUGGUUUUUCAAAUCAUCUAUGACUCAGUCUUUCAAGUGUCUCAGUUGACACUUCCUUGUACAAAUGCCUUUUCGCAGCUAAACCCAAUUGCAUCAUAAACAUUUGAUGCUGCAUGCAUGCUUAUGGAUGAAGUCAAUGAUCCUUUGUUUGGUGUAAUAUUAUACAUAACUAUGCUUCUUUUUUUAAGACACAUUUUUAGCCCCUUGUUGUGACAAUUUGUCAUUUGAAUAUAGUCGAAAUGAAAUUUUGAGUGAUUAUGUUAAGAUGUGGUUAUUACACUGGAUUCCUCACUGUUUCAAUGUAUCCUGUUGCUUGACACCAGUACCAGUAUCACAUACAAUCUCAUCAGAAAGCUGUACCAGCCUUUUAAUUUAUCCAAGAAAUGUUCUGCAUAAUUUUCAUGUGUUCCAGCUGUUGUUGUGUCAUGAAUUAAUAACAUGUACAUAUAUAUAGCCAAUAUGUAAUUUCCAGUUUAUUUACAGAGAGGGCACAAUAAACAGAAUCUUGCUAGUUA